Acyrthosiphon pisum (pea aphid) is the source of this 1137-nucleotide messenger RNA. RefSeq lists its product as uncharacterized. Bases 171 to 731 code for a protein of 186 amino acids. Lineage: Eukaryota; Metazoa; Arthropoda; Insecta; Hemiptera; Aphididae. The transcript is spliced from 4 exons. The record is from RefSeq and is a predicted model, not a curated record.
UAGCCUAAAAUGUAUUAAAAUAAUCAUAGUUUCAAAUAAUUAACAAAUGUAGGCACAUUUAAAUUAAUUACACUACUGCAUUUUUACGAUUUCUCGAGGUUUGAAAUUAAUAUACCUAAAUAUUUAUGGUUUGAUUCAUUAUUUUGAUUAAUCAGUUAUUGCUGCCAUUAAUGUAUUUUUUUAAUUACCAGGUCCAUUUUGAAGAGAACCAAUUUGAAAGAAAAAGGAUAGAUGGCUGGAUUAAAUUAAAAUGGAACGCCAUUCCCACAAUUUUUAAUAUUUCAAAUCCACCAAAGAGUGUGAUGGCAAAAAGAAAAUCCAAAUACAAGAUACUUGAUCCUCCUUUGAAUGUCCGAUCAAAUGAAAUUGAAAAUACAACUGGUGCAAGUAUGCAGUCAUUACAGUCUAUACCCGAUGAUACUACAUUGAGUGUUGGACCAAAUGAAAUUGAAAAUACAACUGAUAAAAAUAUGCAGUCAUUGCAGUCUUCAUUACAAAUGGAAAAUGAAAUGUUGAGAAAGGAAAACGACCAUUUAAAAAGAGCAAAUGAGCAGUUGGUUAAAUAUCUAGAACAAACUAAUGAAAAUUUUAAACAACUAGAGGAUCGAUCAAAGUUGUUAGAAAAGUUUCUGAAUAAAGACCAAAUUAUGGCGUUGUCAACUAACAAAUUACAUGAAUGGUCUAAAGAAACUACAUAUUGUCAAAUCACUAAAGCUAAGAUUCAGUCUUAGCAGAGAAGGAACAACACCAUCUGCUCUUGCAUGUUUAAGAGCUCUAAAAAUAAUAUCAAUUUCACAAUUUGUUUCUGAUGUGAAAAAAUUUUCAUACUGUUCUGACACUGACGUUUUCCUCAUUGACUAUUUUUAAAAGAAGAAAAUCCAUGUAGAAAAAGUUAAUUCUCAUGUUCCUGUUAAUAAUACAAAUGCUUAAAUUGAUCUAUCUAUGCUUUUAUAGAUACUUAUAGCUUAGAUAGCUUUAAAAAAUUAAAUAUGCAGGAUCAAAAUAUAUAAUUUUUACAGGGGCCCCCCUAAAAUAUGCAAUGAUAUAAAAAUAACCUUCCCCUCUUGAUGUAACAUUAAAGGCUUCAUUGUUAGUUAUUUCUAAACGUAUAUUAAUAUUACAAAACAAUAAACUAUA